AUGAGUUUAUCUGCAGAGAGAAAACCACACGCAGUGUUUACCCCAUAUCCAAUCCAAGGCCAUAUCAACCCGUUGUUCAGACUGGCAAAGCUGCUUCAUCUGAGAGGCUUUCACAUAACCUUUGUUCACACUGAAUACAAUCACAAACGCUUGAUCCACUCAAGUGGUCCUGAAGCCCUUCAUGAUGGCCUUGCAGACUUUCAUUUUCAGACCAUCCCAGAUGGUAUUCCCUCCACAGAUGCUGAUGCACCUCGAGAUUUGUUGGCCAUUGAUAAAUCAGUGAAGGAGAACUUGCUCCUACCCUUUCGUGAUCUUCUUGCUAGACUUCAUGAUUCUGCCACUGCUGGUCUUGUGCCUCCAGUUACUUGCUUGAUUUCUGAUGCUGCUUUGACUUUUACCAUAGAAGUUGCUCAAGAACUUGCACUCCCUAUUGUUCUAUUUCCUCCUGCCAGUGCUUGUUCCUUGUUGUCUAUUUUGCACUGUCUUACUCUUCUUGAUAAAGGUCUUCUACCCCUCAAAGAUGAGAGUUAUUUGACUAAUGGGUACUUGCACGAAAAAGUGGAUUCGAUUCCAGGUAUGAAAAACUUUAUACUGAAGGACCUGCAUGACUUUACAAAGGUAACAGAUCAAAAUGCUUUGGUAGAAUUUCUAAAUGUAACUGCAGAAAAUGUGAAAAGAGCCUCUGCUAUUGUUUUAAAUACUUUUGAUGAACUUGAGAGUGAUGUAUUGAAUGCUCUCUCUUCAAUGUUCCCUGCUCUGUACUCCAUUGGCCCUUUCGCUUCAUUUUUAAACCAAAGUCCACAGAACCACUUCACAACUUUAGGUUCCAGUCUAUGGAAGGAAGAAACCGAGUGUCUUGAGUGGCUUGAAUCUAAGGAACCAAAGUCUGUUGUUUAUGUGAAUUUUGGAAGCAUCACAGUUAUGUCACCAGAGAAACUUUUGGAGUUUGCUUGGGGUUUGGCCAACAGCAACAGACCCUUUCUAUGGAUCAUUAGGCCUGACCUUGUCGUUGGUGGCUCAGUGAUUUUGUCAUCUGAGUUUGUCAAUGAGACAUCAGACAGAGGCCUAAUUGUAAGCUGGUGUCCACAAGAGCAAGUGCUGAACCACCCUUCAAUUGGUGGAUUCUUGACUCAUUGUGGAUGGAACUCAACAAUUGAAAGCAUUUGUGCAGGUGUGCCAAUGUUGUGUUGGCCAUUUUUUGCUGAUCAGCCAAGAAACUGUAGAAAUAUUUGCGAUGACUGGGGCAUUGGGAUUAAAAUUGACACCAAUGUGAAGAGAGAGGAGGUGGAGAAACAGGUCAACGAAUUGAUAAGGGGAGAGAAAGGAAAGGAGAUGAGGCAGAAGGCCAUGGAGUUGAAGAAGAAGGCAGAGGAGGCCAGUAAACCCGGUGGUUCUUCAUACAUGAACUUGGAUAAAGUGAUUGAGGAGGUGUUUCUCAAAACAAAGUUAGAUUAA
This is a messenger RNA of Sphenostylis stenocarpa, 1455 nucleotides long. NCBI's taxonomy places the organism in Eukaryota, Viridiplantae, Streptophyta, Magnoliopsida, Fabales, Fabaceae. The record is from the annotation of a GenBank genome assembly.